UCUGCGAGCUAAGCAUAGACCAGGCCAGGCCGAAACACUUCAGCAUUAUGCGCUGUGGCCUCGACCCAACAGCAUGUCAAAGGUGUAAAGCCAAGGCAGGACAUGUUAUCGUGCAACGGUGAAAUAGUACUUUUUUUUUUUUGUUUUUUAUAUAUUUUUCCUGUGCGCUGGCAAGGACACAAAUACACAUCGGGCUUUCUCACUCAAGUCUGCCUUCAACUGCUGUUCGACCGGACACCGCUUACGUACAGCUCAGUCAGGACCAUAAACUGGCUUCCCUCCCUCUCUCUUGAAGACGGCCAACGCAAAGAGCAAGAAGAAAACUUGCAAGAUUUUUGUCGAUGACGCAGACUACCGCAGCCCACGAAAAUUCAAAUGUUCGCAGCAGCAGCUGGAUAGUCUUAGCGUGUGAUCCUUUUGUGCUGAAAUGAGCAAGGCUAAUGGCGAAAGAAUGGGCCAAAGCCUAAAUUACCAAAGCUACCUGGCCAAGUACGUGUGGUAUCUGAUCAGGUGUCCGACGAAAGGUCGACCGAGAGACUGCGUUCAUCCAUGUCCCCGAUAUAUCCAUUCGGGACAAUGCAAACCGUGCACCCAAUUUGUCGAACUAGAAUGCUAUUGCGAGGCGACUGGUAUCGUGAAGCCAUGCAAAGAGUGGUGUGACAUGGGAGAGGAGCAGAAACAACUGGUGAAGUGCUGUCGAGUACGUUGUGCCAAAAUCAUGGAGUGUGGCCAUCAAUGUCCAUUGAUCUGUCAUCCUGGACGAUGCGCAGAUUCAUAUCAGUGUGUGGAGAACGUCAUGCGAUACUGUAAUUGUGAACGCAUCGAGCGAGUAUUCCCUUGUCGGGGAAGGGGAGCCAAAGAUCAAAUGGUACAGUGUGAUCACGUCUGUGCCCAAUUGCUUAAAACAUAUAAACAGGCGAUUGCGGAAAUGAAAAAUAAUCCCGUCAAACUUACGAAAGGACUCCAAGAAGCAGACGGCAAUGGUAGUACCGCUAACGCCAAGAUCUGCACAGAAAACGCCGCCGUCGAAGAAAUAAAGCGUAUACUCACAGGUGUAUCAUUAUCACACGAUGCAAAACACGAACCACAAUCGGAGAGUGGCUUCAACGCAGAUAAGACAGAAGGUGACGAUCAGACCGAGGCGGAUGCCAAGGGCCAACAACCUCAUACUGAGGAGGCAACUGCAGUUCAGGAUGAAGCGGAAAUAUGCACUGGUGAGGACACGGAUAAUAUGGAACCUGAAAUAGUCUCCGCCGAGCAAAAGGCUGAGUCCGAUAAUUUGAAUCUCGUCAAUAAUUAUGACGGGGAAAUGUGCGAAAGUCCACACUCGGAAGAAUCGUCCCGACGGUCAAUUCAACGCGCUUCUAGAUCCUCUAGCAGAAUGAGCAGUUACAGCGAAGAGGACAUGCCCCGCCGACUCGACGAAGAAAAAAUAGUCAAAAUCAUGCGGUCAUCGACGCGCAGAAAGAAACUUAUUGAGUGUGACCAGGACAUCAUUAAUGAAAUGCAGUCGUCGAAAGCAGAAAUCUGACUGUGUUUGUCGAUUAAGCACGACACGAAUAACUGAAUAUGAAAUAAUGUUUGUACAGUUAUAUUACAAGAUGGUAAUGCUGACAGGCCGUCCAUUCAUCGUUUACGAUAAAGAAGAUAAGGACGCUUUUUCUGUCCGACGGGUGAUCAUCUGUUGCACUUUGUGUUUCGCUUGCACUCCUCUUUCGCACAUUCGCGAAUGGUGCAUGUAGAUGACGGAUUAGAUAGUAAAAAGUUAGAUAUUUAUAUGAGAAUGUUACGGUAGUGGCAGUAUCGCUUUAUAAAAUAAGAUAUUUUUGCCUAAUCAGCCUCGCUGCCUUCCAACCACUAGUUUAGUCAAUGUUCACGAUAAGGUCAUUUUUUCUACCGUUUUUAAAAUUUGGCUCAUUGACGGUAUGGACAGUGCAGGUCGUAGCAGUAGGCGGCGUUGUAACACUUGGAUCAGCUGUAAGCCCUACGGUUUCACUGGCGCGGAACGAUUCUGGAAUUGGCAACAAACAAUGGUCUGCUUCUUCUACGUUGCUUCGUCGUCCCACUCCCACUUCUGAUACAUGCCUUAGACACAGAUCUGGCUGGACGGGUGACUUGCUGCGGCCGGAACUGCGAUAGUCAUUCGGUGGAUAUCACGUUUAACGAGGUUUAGCAGCUCAAUCAAGGUGUACGACACAACGAUCGUUUGGGUGACCAACAGAUGGAAGCGCCAUGGUAUGCUAUAAACACACUAACAAGCAUCUAUUGUCUCCGACAACGAGGUCGAUGCGUAGAACGCCGACUCACUGGUACCGCUUGGCAUGGUAACGGAGAUCCGCACUCCGUGGGCUGCUAAUUUAUUGCUUUAUAUGAGCUUUCAGUCAAACCAACAACAUAUUCUCUACUCGGUGUUUCGUCAAAGAUUGAAUGGUCGUUGGACGUUUUCAGCGUUUCGAAACCAAAAUGACAGUACCCGAUUCAGUCAUUAAUUAUAACGAUAAUAAAGGUAAUUCUAUUCUAGUCGACUAUCUCUUCCUUGUGCAGAUGGCGAUUUUCGAAAUGGUUUUUUUAAUCUAAAGACGAGGAUAACGUCGAACAUUUUCCGCUUCGUAAAAUCCGCUCACGCGACGGAAUCGUACUCAUAAAAACAAAAUACAACGGCAUGUUGUUCACAUAUUAGGUACACGUACGCGUCAAAUAAAUAAAAACACAUUCGAAUAAUAUAAUUAAUUUCAGUGCAUUUGGACGCGAAAAAUGGUUUUCCAGCAGAAAAUGUUUAAAUUUCUAAAAAAGAAAAGUAAAAGGUACACGAAGCAGAUUCAAUUAUGACAAUGUACAGGGCGAGCAGUGUAUAACAAUGCCAUUCUCAGUUUUGCACGUAUAUGAUACUCGUCGUAGGCGAGGAUUUAAAAUAACGCAUUUUUAUUCAGUUCUGAAAAAAUGUUUCUACGUAAAGACUAAUAUAAAAAAAAAGGAUAUGUGGAGGACAUUUAUCCGAUGCCUUUAUCUGCAUCUGAAUCAGGAUUCAUCAGAGUUUAAGUAACGAGCGAGAUCUAAUAGUCUCCGUCUACCGACACUGAACUUCACAGGUGUUAUUUACGAUCGUUGAUGGCAUUCAUUAUGCUUUACUUUAUACAUAUCCUUAAUCUUUUGCAAUUAAAGGUUUCAAUCAAAACCUUCUAGCCUAUAACGGUAGCUCUAUGAGAAUAACGGCAUAAACAGUAAAUUACCAGUUUUCUUCAUUUCCUGCCAUACCAAUGUUUAAUUCGGACGGAGAAUAUUAUGUAGAUGCUACAGGUAAGGGAGAAGUAUGGAUUUUCGUAAUUGCUUUUUACGCCAUGAUUUUUCAAUUUAAUUUCUCACCACUUCAAUAGACAAACACCACAUCUUAUGUACAUAGAAAAUUCGUAAUUGUUCCGGCGUCAUAUUUUUUAGAUUUACGAUAACUUUCC
This is a messenger RNA of Varroa destructor (honeybee mite), 3452 nucleotides long. RefSeq lists its product as uncharacterized. The record is from RefSeq and is a predicted model, not a curated record. Gene Ontology annotation, molecular function: RNA polymerase II transcription regulatory region sequence-specific DNA binding; DNA-binding transcription factor activity, RNA polymerase II-specific; zinc ion binding. Gene Ontology annotation, cellular component: nucleus. Gene Ontology annotation, biological process: regulation of DNA-templated transcription. Lineage: Eukaryota; Metazoa; Arthropoda; Arachnida; Mesostigmata; Varroidae.